Molecule: messenger RNA, 1509 nt
Organism: Fusarium mangiferae
Lineage: Eukaryota; Fungi; Ascomycota; Sordariomycetes; Hypocreales; Nectriaceae
Exons: 3
Coding region: 1-1509 (502 amino acids)
Biological process (GO): mitochondrial magnesium ion transmembrane transport
Cellular component (GO): mitochondrial inner membrane
Molecular function (GO): magnesium ion transmembrane transporter activity
Source: RefSeq, a predicted model, not a curated record
AUGACCACACCAGUUCCAUGUUGUCGCGCACGAACACUGGAUACUCUUACGACGCGGAAACAAUUCACAACUUUGGGGACAGCAUGCCAGAGAACAGUCACCGUUACCAAACCAACAAUCUUCCAAAGAGAUCCCAACUCACGGAAACUUCAAGAUUGUCAUCAGCCCUGGACAUCCCAACGCUGCUUCAGCACCAGUCAAGGUGCGCGCAAGUUGUUCAAGGGCCAAGACCCGAGCCCAGAGAGCCCGCCAACAUGGGAACGAUUCCUCAAACUCGCAGGAAGGAAGGAUAAUAAAGUUUUAAAGCCAGACGAUCUCCCAAACCAUGACGAAUAUUCUGAUGGCUCGUCAAUCUUUAACAACCGGCGAACACUCGCGGCCAAAGCUGCAUCUGAGCCUCGACUGCGAUGCACGGAAGUCGACGAGCAUGGGAACGUAAUUCUGGUUGAUGGAGAGUUCAAGAAGACUGAGCUUAUUGCAAAGUUCGGCUUGUUGCCUCGAGACUUGCGCAAGAUUGACUCAUCAAACUUACCUCAUAUCCUUGUUCGCCCUUCGGCCAUUUUGCUAAACCUACUCCAUCUCAAGGUUCUGAUCAAACAUGACCGAGUGCUUCUAUUCGAUAUUUACGGCUCAAAGACAUCGUACCCCCAGUCGGCCUUCAUGUACGACUUACAGGGAAAACUACAACAGAAGAACACACAAGCAUCAGGUGCUCUACCAUAUGAGUUCCGGGCAUUGGAAGCGGUGCUGACCUCAGUGACGUCUGAACUCGAAGCCGAUUUCGAGGCUGUGCGGGAGCCGGUCAUGCAUAUUCUUAGCGAGCUGGAGGAUGAUAUUGAUCGAAGCAAGCUCAGAAUGCUCCUCAUUCUAUCCAAGCGAGUGAGCACCUUUGAGCAAAAAGCAAAGUUGGUCCGGGAUGCCAUCGAAGACCUCCUCGAAGCCGACGAUGAUCUCUCUGCCAUGUACUUGACGGAGAAAACACAUGAUCUUUACAGGGGAGAGGACGAUCACACGGAGGUUGAGAUGCUUUUGGAGUCUUAUCACAAGCUGACUGACGAAAUCGUGCAAGAAGCCGGCAACCUUGUCUCGGGCAUCCGAAACACAGAGGAAAUCGUUCGUGCAAUUCUGGACGCCAAUCGGAACGCUCUCAUGCUGCUUGAUCUCAAAUUCAGCGUCGGGACGCUAGGCCUAGCCAUGGGAACGUUCCUUGCUGGUCUCUACGGCAUGAACUUGGAGAACUUCAUCGAGGAGACAAACUGGGGUUUCGCUGGCGUCACUGGCGUCUCAGUCGUCUUCUCUCUUAUCGUAUGCUGGUACGGUCUAACGAAGCUGCGGCGCGUGCAGCGCAUCAAGAUGAUGGAUGACGAGCGACCGCGGAUCCCCCGCGGGCAGGCCUAUUUUCCCGAUGAUCGCUCGGCGCUGGGGCUCCUUGAUAACAGGAACCGCGAAAUGUUGCGGCGAAUCAACAUGCAGAAGGCCGUAUCGCAAAAGAAGAAGUGGUUUGCAUGA